AGGGCGCCUCCUACAGGGGAGUGUUCAAGACCAAUGAACAUGGCUGCUGCAAGCAGGAUGAAGACGUGGAGCUGUCCGACGAGAGCGGUUUUCUGUCCAUGGGUAGUCCUUUUUGUAUUUUUACUAAGUACCAUACAUGCGGUUGAUGCAGCACCAGAGACGGGUCUUUGGAAAAUCACAGUUGUAAAUACAUCAAGACCACUGCUGUUAAGGAAAUCCAUGUAUAAAGACACUGACAUUGAACUGAAAGUUGUGUCUUUUGGCUGUCCUGAGGAGGUGACCUUCACUAUUCACUGGUUUUUAAAAUACUAUCCGUGUCACAAUGAAUUCAACAAUAUUGAAGAAAUGUAUGAGAGAACACCUCUGAGUCGUGGGGAGAGCCUGGAUCCAAAUCCCCUCGGACACGGGGAGUACAUUGAACACCAACACAGUCCAAUAACAUGUAACAAUGGACUGCGCUCCUUUCCAAUGCUCAAAAAAGCCAAGGCAGACCCACAUCCAGUCAGUCCACCUGUUAAUGCCGACGUACCAGAUGAAAAGGAUAUCAGCUGGGUUACUGAGGAGUAUGAUGACAGCAGCAGCACGAAGAACGGCACAUUAAAUAUCAAAGACAAUGUUAUCGCCACCACGUGGAAGGAUGGGCCUUACCUGCUGGUUGUUAAGAUUGUGUCCAGUAAACAGGAUGCCAGCUGGAAUUUAACAGUUAAUGUGGUGAUGAAAGGCAGCCAUGGCUACAUUUCUGUCACUGAAUGGCCUCUCAUGAUUUUCUACAUGGUGAUGUGCAUAGUGUACAUCCUGUACGCCUUGCUGUGGUUCAUCUGGGCAUCGUGCUACUGGAAAGAUCUGCUGAGGAUCCAGUUCUGGAUAGCAGGGGUCAUUUUCCUCGGGAUGGUGGAGAAGGCUGUUUUCUGUGCAGAAUAUGAAAACACCAACACUGUCGGCUCUGCUUCUCCAGGCCUGUUGAUCUUUGCCGAGCUGGUCUCUGCCCUCAAGAGGACUUUGGCUCGAUUGCUCGUCAUCAUCGUCAGCCUUGGCUACGGCAUUGUAAAGCCUCGACUGGGCACAGUAAUGCACAGAGUUGUGGGGCUCGGCAUCCUCUACUUUGCCUUUGCUAGCAUUGAAGGCGUUCUAAGGAUUACUGGGGCGAAAGACUCUGACUUAGCCCUGCUGGCCAGCAUUCCCCUGGCUCUGCUUGACUCCUCUCUAUGCUGGUGGAUCUUUGUCAGCCUGGCACAAACCAUCAAGACUCUGAAGCUGAGGAGAAACCCUGUCAAGUUGUCUCUCUACAGGCACUUUACAAACACAUUGAUAUUUGCUGUCGUUGCUUCCAUCAUUUUCAUAGGCUGGACAGCAAAGAAGUUCAGGCUAGCAGAUUGCCAGUCUGAUUGGGUUGAGCUGUGGGUGGAAGACGCUUUCUGGAGGUUUUUGUUCUCCGUCGUUCUGUUCGUCAUAAUGUUUUUAUGGAGACCAUCUGCAAACAACCAAAGGUAUGCUUUCACACCUCUCAUUGACGACUCUGACGAUGAAGAGAUUGAGGAGUUCAUCGCCUCUACAAACAUUGCUGAUGGCAUAAAGUUGAGAGCAUCUAAAAAUGAGGCGAAUGGCACAGUGAAACCUGCUGAAACAAACCCAGAUGACGACUUGAAGUGGGUGGAGGAUAACAUUCCUAGCUCUCUUACUGAUGUAGCUCUACCAGUCCUGCUGGACUCAGAUGAGGAAAUCAUGACGACCAGAUAUGAGAUGUCAAAGCUGGAGUGAGGAAAAACAUUUGCAGCCAUCAGCUGACAUGGAGAGAGGACAUAGAAGCUGUCCCUGACUCUGUGGGAGGGUUUUCUCCAGGAUUUCCCGUCGGAUGGUGGUGGUGGAGUGCCAUUUAGGUUUUCAGGGGAUUCUCCCCUGCGGUUGCUACUAUACAGGGUGGAGCAGGCCACAAUUUACGGACACCUCUGCUCAUAUUCUCAUCUGCUCAAGAGCAAAGGACUCUGCCAGAGGAAAACUGUCUUUUCACUGACCAACUGGUUCACUUUUUCCAAAGAGAAUGUUUCAUUUUAUAUUAAGUGCUGUAUUUAUUUCUGUUUAGUUCAUGUGAAUUUAUUUUAUCAGAGAAUUAAAGGUCCAGUGUGUAGGAUUUAGAGACAUUUUGAGGUGAGGUUGCAGGUUUCAACCAGCUGAAUACCCCUCUCCUCGCCGCUUCCUUACCAAGUGUGCAGGAGAAACUAUCGUGGCCACGAAAGGCACGCUCCAGAGCCAGUGUUUGGUUAGUCUAUUCUGGCCUACUGUAAACAUGGCAGAGCAACAUGGCAGAGCCAAUGGAAGAGGAUCCGCUCCCCCUGUAGAUAUAAGAGCUCAUUCUAAGGUAACGGAAACACAAUGAUUCUUAUUUUCAGGUGAUAAUGCACUAAUGAAAACAUACUUAUUAAUAUUUGAUUUGGUUUUUGCCAUAUUCUGCCAAUAGUUCCCCCUAAAUCUUACACACUGGUCCUUCAGUAACAUUGGGCCUCAUGCAUGAACAUACUCUCAAAUAUGCGUAUGUGUCUUUUAGAGGGUUUCUAGAUAUUAUUGGCUGGUUGCAAUAAAAUCAGAUGCUUAUUUAUUAUGGGGAAAAUAAUUAAAAUGACUUUUUUCAGUAAUUAACAUAAAGAAAGAUUUAUGUAUGCUGUUUUUGCCACCAGAAGAGAGAGAGUUUGACUUCAAGGAACUUUUUAUAGAAAUAUAUUAUUGUCAAGUUCCCAAAAGUUAUGGAGUACAGUAAACAUGUAUUUACAUGUGACUGCGUCUGACUUAGACUCUUCUUUUGCCAGCAUUAAAAUCCGAGACAAGAAAAUCCAACGCAGUGAUUUCGAGUAGAACAUUUGCUCUUAUGCACUUUGAAGGUCAAAGCUGUGCCUACAUGUUCUUCUUGUAUGAGGCCUAAACUGUUCAGGUAAUUGAGAACAACAUGUAUGAAAGUGUAGUUCAUGUCUCAGAUUGAAGCCACCCGGCAUCCCCAGUAUUGGUGUGUGAAUGAGCUUGAGAGGGACGAAGCACAAACAAGUUAUUUGUACAAUUUGAAUUUCUGUGUAUCUGGGCUCCGUAGUGUAGAAUUGGGAUUUUCAGUCAUGUCUUGAAUCUACUGUAUGUGUGCAUCCUCUGAAAUGAGGAGCAGUAUACUGUAUGUAUGUUAAUAUUGAGUUCAUUAUUUAUUUGUUUCAAGUGUACUUAUAAGUUGUUGAAGUGUGUGUGUGUGUGUGUGUGUGUUUACUCUUUAGUGUGUUUACAAUGUGUGCUUCCAUUUUUGUAACGCAUUGGGCCCCGAACAAUCUCACAAUGUACUAGGCAAACGGCAGACUGCAGCUUGUUUCUUAUUUCUUUCCAUCAUUUGCCUUCUCUGCUGAUAGAAUCAUUGUGUUGGAUUCACAGACACCCUAAAAACAUCCAUGUUGAUCCCAGAAGUCUUAAUAUGUUUGUAUUUUGUCAUUAUUUUUGGAAACGGCUGGCCUGGUGUGUUUGUCAGUUUUGUUUUAGAGUCGGGGCACUGUUAUUGUGUUCAUGAAUGUUGUCUUGAGUAAAUGUAACAGCAGGACUUCUAAUCUUGUCUGUCCAGGCCAUCCCGUAUUAUGACACAUUAGGUAAGAUACAGUAUGUGGUUAGCACGAGCACACGCUGGUCACUUUGGUUUAUAAUGUCACUGUUGCUUUCGUUUUUUGGGUUGGAAGACUAGAAUAAUUGUGCUUAUGGUGGCAAGCUGUCCUUCUGUUAUAUAAAACUGCAGACACCUGCAGGGGACCUCCAUUAUUUGUACAGAUGGGUUUUGGCUGAUUCCUGUUAUUUCAUAAUUCCACAGGUGAAGAGGUGUCUGGAUAAUAUGAGUCUUUUUUUUUUUUCUUCUUUUUUUCAUGGGUGUCAUAAAGAACCGGGCUUGAACUUUUCAUACCAGCAGUUUUCUUCUCUCUUCCUUCUCAGGAAGACUGCACACCCAGAUUAAAAAUGAAUUGAAUACAGGAGGAUUGUUUCCUGAUCUAUAAUUUUCAGUAUUCGUUUGGUAAUAAAAAUGCAUAUUUGACUAUG
Molecule: messenger RNA, 4047 nt
Organism: Chelmon rostratus (copperband butterflyfish)
Lineage: Eukaryota; Metazoa; Chordata; Actinopteri; Chaetodontiformes; Chaetodontidae
Gene: tmem87b
Product: transmembrane protein 87B
Exons: 19
Coding region: 34-1758 (574 amino acids)
Biological process (GO): retrograde transport, endosome to Golgi
Cellular component (GO): Golgi apparatus; membrane
Source: RefSeq, a predicted model, not a curated record